Cotesia congregata is the source of this 1152-nucleotide messenger RNA. The record is from the annotation of a GenBank genome assembly. Lineage: Eukaryota; Metazoa; Arthropoda; Insecta; Hymenoptera; Braconidae.
AUGUACAAACUGCUAACUUUAUCUCUGGUAUGUACGAGUGUGGUCUUUGGUAAUCCAGCAGCAAAGCAGGGGAAAGAAGCUCGCAAACCACGCGAAUAUAUCGAAGGCUACGAGCACGCUAAUCAUGGAGCAUAUGCCUUUCUGGCUGACUUGCCAAACGCUAAGCUUGGUAAAUUCGACAGCUACUCGGCUCCAUCCCACCCGACUCAUUACAAAACCGGGUUCAGCGUUGGCGGAGGCCUAGUUUCUAUCGCGCGUGGUGCUGCUGAUCAAGCAAGAACUCAAGUCAGCCAACAACACUCAGCAGCUGGACAAGCUGCUUACACCGCGAAGAACCAAUUGGCCCAAGCCGCAGCACAAUCCGCAGCAACAGCAGGCGCAGCGCUUGCUGGAAAGCAAAUUAUUCUUUCAGGUCUUGAACAACAAUCCCGUGACGCCCAUGUAGCAGUUGAUGGUGAAAAGAUGCAGCUUCAACAGGCAGCGAGAGCUGCAGCUGCUGCUAGGAAUGCAGCCCAGCAAGCUAUGCAUCAAGUUCAGGUUGCUACCACCGCUUUGAACUCUGCUCAGGCAACUGCUGACCACUCAGCUCAAGCUGCUGCUGAGGCUGCCGCUGAAUUAGCUGCUCAGACCAGCAUGGUAGGUCAGGCCAAGGCCCGUGCCAAGACUAUUGAUGAACAACUCGCUGCAGCCCGUCUUGACUUCCUUGCGACUCAAUCUGCCAACGACAAGGCCACUGCUGCUGCUCAAUUAGCUCAAAACAACGCUGCUGCUGCUGCUGCUCAUGCUGCUGAAAGUGCUCAAGCUCUUGCUCCUUUGCCUUCUGUUGCUGAAGAAGAAGAUCACCACCACGACGAUCUUCAUGACGUUCAACCCGAUGCUCACUAUGAUGCUCACCACGAUGGUCAUGGUCACCUCGAUGGUCACCAUGAUGCCACUUAUCUCGUUGAACACCACCAACAAGAACCAAUCCACGAAGUUCAUGGUCAUGCUCACGGACAUGUUCAUGCUCCAGUCCACGGUGUUGCUCACUUGCAACCAGUUCACUACGCUGAUCAUCAUGAUGACUCUUAUGCCCCUCACAAGAAUUCUCUUCACGCCCAACACAACGGAGCAGCCUACGUAGAUAAUUAUGAUUACAAAGGAUAUUAUUAA